Molecule: messenger RNA, 1411 nt
Organism: Cicer arietinum (chickpea)
Lineage: Eukaryota; Viridiplantae; Streptophyta; Magnoliopsida; Fabales; Fabaceae
Product: L-galactose dehydrogenase
Biological process (GO): L-ascorbic acid biosynthetic process
Cellular component (GO): cytosol
Molecular function (GO): L-galactose dehydrogenase activity
Source: RefSeq, a predicted model, not a curated record
UGAUCAGAAGCCCGACUAAAAAAAAGUGGGCCCGAGUGUACCAAAAAUACAAAUGGAUGAUGAUAUUAUUAUUAUCAUCGAAGAAAAAGAAGGUGAAAAAAAGAGUGAGAAAAAUGGAGUUAAGGGAACUUGGAAGAACCGGACUGAAACUAAGCUGCGUCGGGUUCGGAGCUUCACCUCUCGGCAAUGUCUUCGGUUCUGUUUCCGAAGAACAAGCCAAUGCCUCUGUUCGCCUCGCGUUUCAAUCCGGCAUCAACUUCUUCGACACUUCUCCGUACUAUGGAGGAACACUGUCGGAAAAAGUUCUCGGUAAGGCAUUAAAAGCUUUGAAUGUUCCGAGAAGUGAAUAUAUUGUAGCAACUAAGUGUGGACGGUACGGAGAUGGCUUUGAUUUUAGUGCAGAGAGAGUGACGCGAAGUAUUGAAGAGAGUUUGGAAAGGUUGCAGUUGGAUUAUGUUGAUAUUCUUCAAUGUCAUGACAUUGAAUUUGGCUCUUUAGAUCAGAUUGUUAAUGAGACAAUUCCCGCACUCCAGAAACUGAAGGAAGCAGGGAAGACUCGUUUCAUUGGGAUUACGGGACUUCCUUUGGGGAUAUUUACUUAUGUUCUUGAUAGGGUUCCGCCUGGAACAUUGGAUGUGAUACUUUCCUACUGCCAUCACUCUAUCAAUGACUCAACCUUGGAGGAUAUAGUGCCCUAUCUUAAGUCCAAAGGUGUCGGUAUUAUCAGUGCUUCUCCGUUAGCGAUGGGUCUUCUCACUGAAGCUGGCCCUCCUGAAUGGCAUCCUGCUUCAUCAGACCUUAAGGCUGCUUGUAGAGCUUCUGCUACCUAUUGCCAAGAAAAUGGAAAAAACAUUUCAAAGUUAGCAUUGCAGUACAGCUUGUUAAAUAAGGAAAUCACAUCGGUGCUUGUUGGCAUGAAAUCUGUCGAACAGGUGGAGGAAAAUGUUGCUGCCACAAGAGAACUUGCAGCUUCUGGAAUCGAUAAAGAGGCUCUGUCAGAAGUUGGAGCCAUUCUAAAGCCUGUUAAAAACCAGUCAUGGCCUAGUGGAAUCCAGCAGAGUUGAUCCCCCCUACUGCUUGACAUGGCCUAUCAAGACAUCCACAAUUGUUUCAUUCAAGUUAAGAAUGUUCUUUAUUCCUAUUCAAUAUGAGAAGAUAUUGAACUCGUACAAAUACUAAGAUCCACUAUCCAAAUUAUUUUUGGCUUGUCAUUUAGGGUGUCCGUUAUGUUUCACUGUUAUCUCCUCCAGCUACUUGGGAGUCAGGUCAACCAGUAUAUGUAGUAUUAUACAACACUGAUAAUAAGACUAGUCAUUGGUUGUUUCCAUCUGUUUAUGUGUAAGUUAGAAGUUCUUCUACAACUAUUGUAACUUGGCAAUUUUAAAAAAUUUCUAGUUUCCCCGUUCAUACA